Trichomycterus rosablanca is the source of this 3506-nucleotide messenger RNA. It is a transcript of the gene srgap1b, whose product is annotated as SLIT-ROBO Rho GTPase activating protein 1b. Gene Ontology annotation, biological process: negative regulation of cell migration; signal transduction. NCBI's taxonomy places the organism in Eukaryota, Metazoa, Chordata, Actinopteri, Siluriformes, Trichomycteridae. The transcript has 21 exons. Gene Ontology annotation, cellular component: cytoplasm. The record is from RefSeq and is a predicted model, not a curated record. The coding region runs from base 46 to 3108 and encodes 1020 amino acids. Gene Ontology annotation, molecular function: protein binding.
UCUCAGCUGCUGGAGCAACAGAAAUGUCUGGAGCAGCAGACAGAGAUGCGGGUGCAGCUUCUUCAGGAUCUGCAGGAUUUCUUCCGCAAGAAAGCCGAGAUCGAAAGCGAAUACUCGCGCAACCUAGAAAAGCUUGCCGAACGCUUUAUGGCCAAGACACGCAGCACUAAGGACCACCAGCAGUACAAGAAAGACCAAAACCUGCUGUCCCCAGUCAACUGCUGGUACCUGCUACUGAACCAGGUGCGCAGAGAAAGUAAGGACCAUGCCACACUCAGCGACCUCUACCUCAACAACGUCAUCACACGCCUAUCUCACGUCAGCGAGGACAACACACGUCUGCUAAAAAAAAGUAAAGAGAUCACUUUCCAACUGCAGGAAGACCUGAUGAAGAUUCUUAAUGAACUCUAUACAGUAAUGAAGACAUACCACAUGUACCACAGCGAGACUCUGAGCUCGGAGAACAAGUUAAAAGAGGCUGAGCGGCAAGGUGAAAGACAGGGUCGUGGAGGAGAGGUUUUUGGUAUACGCAAUGAGGAGCGCCAUCAGCGCCGCAACGCUGCCCGCAAAAUCCAGAAAAUGAAGGAGAAGCGCCAGGCCAAAUACUCUGAGAAUAAGCUGAAGGUUAUGAAGGCACGAAAUGAAUAUCUGUUGACUCUGGAGGCUGCCAAUGCUGCUCUGUUUAAGUACUACAUCCAGGACCUUUCCCACUUGAUUGACUGCUGUGACCUGGGCUACCAUUCCAGCCUGAGCCGUGCAUUGCGUACAUACCUGUCGGCGGAGUACAGUCUAGAGACGUCCCGUCAUGAGGGUCUGGACAUCCUUGAGGGGGCAGUGGAGGGUCUAGACCCACGCAGUGACCGCCAGCGCUUCAUGGAAACCCACCCUACUGCUUUCACACCACCUGCACGCUUCACGUUCCAGUCCCAUAUGGGUGACCAGGUGAAUCAGUUAACAGCUGUGCCGCAAGUGCAGGCUGAGCUUCUACUCCGCUAUCAGCAGCUCCAGUCCCGUCUUGCCACACUAAAGAUUGAGAACGAGGAGGUGAAGAAGACGUCUGAGGCUACCCUGAGUACUACUCAGGAUAUGCUAAACAUGGAGGACUAUGACGUGUCUGAAAGCUUCCAGCACAGUCGUUCCACAGAGUCUGUAAAAUCCAGCGUGUCUGACACUUACCUCAGCAAACCCAGCCUGGCCAAGAGACGAGCUAACCAGCAGGAGACGGAGCUUUUUUAUUUUACUAAACUGAGAGAGUAUCUGGAGGGAAGUAACCUCAUCUCCAAACUACAGGCCAAGCAUGAUCUACUGAAGAGGAGUAUAGCAGAGGGCUACCGAGCAGACAUAAUGACCACCAGCUGCCGCAGAAACUCCCACAGCAGACACCAGGACUCUACGAAGGCCAUUCCACUGAUCGUAGAAAGCUGUAUCCGCUACAUUAACCUCUAUGGUUUGCAGCACCAAGGGAUUUUCAGAGUGUCUGGCUCUCAGGUAGAGGUCAAUGACAUCAAGAACUCAUUCGAGAGAGGAAACAACCCGCUGACAGAUGAGGAGAACAACCAUGAUAUUAACUCGGUGGCAGGCGUGUUAAAGAUGUACUUUCGCAACCUGGACAACUCGCUUAUCCCUAAAGAAAAGUUCAAUGACCUCAUCGCCUAUGUUUGCACAGAGAAUUUGUAUGAGCGAGCACUGUCUAUCCGAAAGAUCCUGAUGACAUCACCACGGCCUGCUCUUGUGAUCAUGAGAUACCUUUUUGCAUUCCUUAACCAUCUCUCACAGUACAGCGAUGAAAACAUGAUGGAUCCUGGGAAUUUGGCCAUCUGCUUUGGGCCCACACUGAUGCCCACACCCGAUCUGCUGGACCAGGUCUCGUGCCAGGCUCACGUCAACGAGAUCAUCAAAACUAUCAUCAUCCACCACGAGGCAAUCUUCCCUGAUUCCAAAGAGCUGGAGGGUCCGGUCUACGAGAAGUGCAUGAGCAGCACAGAGUACUGUGAGAGUCCAUACAGUGAACCAGGAGCAUUUGAAGAAGGAGAGCAGGAUGGUGGCACCGAGACACAGACCAGUGAGGAAGAGGGUGAACCAGUAGAGGCUACAGCUAAGUUCGACUAUGUAGGGCGCUCUGGUCGUGAGCUCACCUUUAAGAAAGGAGCAACUCUACUGCUGCUCCAGAGGGCCUCAGAGGACUGGUGGGAGGGACGCUGCAAUGGUACUGACGGGCUCAUACCACACCAAUAUAUCACCCUGCAGGAAGAUGAGGCCAUGUCGGACACCAUGAGUCAGAAAACAGACAGUGAACACAGCAGCACUCCGUCAGAUGAAGUUAGCUCCAGACGCUCCUUAACUUCCCCUACUGAACCCAGACUGCCAGAAACUUUCAUUAGCCGUCACAGGAAGAGGACGGAGGCUUUGCUGCGACGUGCACCCGGUCACUGCCAUGGUAACGGCCUGGAGCGCAGCUCUCCUCCGGUGACAGUGACGGUGACAGGGCAUUUUAGCCCACGUGAGCUGCUGCGUGGGCACAUCGGGCACCAGGAUAGCCCUGAGCAAACACGCCGACGUGGCGCCCCCACCACCAACACCAAUGGUACAAUGAACUCCAGCAUCAGCCGCCAUGAGUCCCUGCGUAGGGAGCGGGAGAGUCCACCCAUCCGCCAGUCACCAACCACACUGCACUGCAGCAUUCCUGAACAGCGGACACGUACACUCAACCCACACACCAUGGCACAGGACAUCGAGGAGACCAUGAGCCUGGCGCUGAACGAACUACGGGAGCUUGGAAGGCAGAGCGGAAAGCCAGACCUGGUCCUCGACACCCUGGAGCAGGUGAAGAGCAGUCCCUCCCUUCCUUCUGGCUCUACACCCUCUACUCUGUCCAGCCCGUCUGAUUCUCCAAGCCCGCUGAGCCCCCUAAGCCCCCUACCCCCGCUGCCCGGCCCAGUGUCCCACCGCUGCCCGGACCCACUCCCCUCACCCCGCAUGGGAGUGACACUCCGGCCCCCGGCUCUCCGCCCCAAACCGGCGGUAAUGCCCAAAACCAACGCUCAGCCCCCACAACAGCCUCCGAUGACACCUCAAAACUUCCCAAAUGACAAAUCAGGCACUAUGUAGGUUUGGAAAACAGGUUCAACAAGAGGAAAACAGGGUCCCGAUUAAGCCUGAGGACUGAAUUAUACCUACGGAGGGUGAGACAGGGUGACGAUGUUAAUAGUGAAUACAACCAUAGGGUUGAUAGCUCAGCUUCCAUGCAAUGACAGUCAGCUAGAGUUAGUCUAAGAUAUUCUAAUCAUUUACUGUGUUGUCAGGGUAACGUGUGCGUGCAUAUUCUCUAAAAUGACUAGUCUGUGUGUAGAUACUUUAUGAGGAACACAUUCAGAGAUGGCAGUAAAAAAUGAGGGUCUUUUGUACAGGUUUUUUUGGAUUUGUGACCCUGCGUUCACACACUAGACAAUGAAUGUCAUGGAUCGCAUGUAAAUCUGAUGAAGAAAGUCACGAUUCUUGCUGUAGCU